Molecule: messenger RNA, 4407 nt
Organism: Odontomachus brunneus
Lineage: Eukaryota; Metazoa; Arthropoda; Insecta; Hymenoptera; Formicidae
Gene: mats
Product: MOB kinase activator-like 1
Exons: 5
Coding region: 462-1241 (259 amino acids)
Biological process (GO): positive regulation of protein phosphorylation; hippo signaling
Cellular component (GO): nucleus; cytoplasm
Molecular function (GO): protein kinase activator activity
Source: RefSeq, a predicted model, not a curated record
AUUCUUUCGCCUCAUAACUUUCCCCGUCGUUGAACCAUCGCUCGGUCGAUCGAUAUGUCUCCUCAAGGAAGCAUGAGGACAUGCAGGAUAUUGGAGUCGUCUCGACCUUCUAUGGGCAAUUUCUUGUCGCUGACAGCUCGCGGCGAAGAAUAACGACGGUAUAGACGACUUUUCGUUCUGGCCAAAGGCAAUCGCAGUUUCGUGCAAUUUCUUUUUCUCGUUCCUUCCCCCAUUUCUCUUUCUCUCGAAAUCUAAUCUAACAAUCACACUAUAUAUCGCUCAUCGAGGACGAUAAAUUCAGGCCUAAUAAUGUCGUCACGAUCGAUCGAUUGGAGAUAUAAAUAGCGCGCUAGUCGGUGUAACAUUUUUUUUUGCAUUUCUCUUCUCGCGGAAACCACUGUGUUACUGUGAACAUCACAAUAACCAUUCGACGACGCGCAGUCUAUGAAUCAUCUGUCUCAAUGAUGACCGCACCUCGUUUCGCUUUUCCUUGUCGUCAUCAUUAUCAUCAUUAUCAUCGCAAAGAGAUUUUCGCGAAUGUAAUCGUAAUUAACGCGAUCGCGUCGCGUCACUCGCUCUUUCGCCUUGACGUUUGCGACAACGGAAGCAGGUCUUCCAAGACCUUCAAACCAAAGAAAAAUAUUCCAGAAGGUACUCAUCAAUAUGACCUGAUGAAACAUGCAGCUGCCACACUUGGUUCUGGAAACUUGCGGCUCGCGGUUAUGCUGCCCGAAGGAGAGGAUCUGAACGAAUGGGUGGCUGUUAAUACUGUCGAUUUCUUCAAUCAAAUUAAUAUGCUGUACGGUACCAUUACGGAAUUUUGUACAGAGGAGAGCUGUCCCAUCAUGUCGGCUGGUCCAAAAUACGAGUAUCACUGGGCUGAUGGUCAUACGGUGAAGAAGCCGAUCAAGUGUUCGGCACCUAAAUAUAUAGAUUAUCUGAUGACCUGGGUGCAGGAUCAGUUGGAUGACGAGACACUGUUUCCAUCGAAAAUCGGAGUUCCUUUCCCCAAAAAUUUCCUGUCGAUUGCAAAGACCAUUCUGAAACGGUUAUUCAGAGUAUAUGCCCACAUCUAUCAUCAGCACUUCACCGAGGUUGUGCAACUUGGAGAGGAGGCGCACUUGAACACGUCAUUCAAGCAUUUUAUAUUCUUCGUUCAGGAGUUUAAUCUCAUCGAAAGAAGGGAACUGGCACCGCUACAGGAAUUAAUAGAGAAACUGACGGCGAAAGACGCGCGAUGAGAUCCACCUCUUCCGAGCCACUCGCCGUCCCGAAAUUUCUCCAAAGAAUCUCAACCAUGUUGUCUUCGCUAACUUCGCACCGUGUAAUCGCAUUAUUUAACCGACCCAUUAAUCGCUACCACAGCAAUCUGUCUCGAUAUAGGAAAACGGCAGCGAAGCGCAUUGGCUGCCCGCCUCGUUUCGGGAACAGGCGACUGAUAUCGGGCGACCGCUUUCGUAACCUCAUUUUGUUGGCGCGUAUUAAUGUAUUCUAUAUAAUUAGGACGCACAUACACACAGCCAUCGAAAACUGACCACCGAAUCAUGGUGAACGAGGAUAACGGUGGUGAUACUCUUCGUGAAACAACGUGUCUGACUUUGUAGCAUUUGCUCGUUUUUGCUCGGUCGCGCUCCCAAGAAUGUAUCUUAAGCGGUCCAAGCACGUUCCGUAAUUUAUUGUGUCUGUUAGUACCGUUAGAUGCAAUAGAGGAAGAAAUAGAGCGGGAUAAAUGAAAAUCGAGUCGCUCGAGUGCGCGUCUCAGUACAAAGUAUCGGUGCACGUGGAAAAAGAAUGUUUCAUAGAGAUAGCGUUCCUUGUUCUUUUGCGCGCGAGUAAACGAAAUCAUGCGUGAGAUGCUCGGUUUCAUAGUUUCGUUAUUAUUACUAUCGCUAUUAUUAGAUGUAAAAAAAAAUAUGUCGCUAUUAUAUAUAGAGAGCACUGUCGUUUCAUACGAUAUAUCGUGGACGACGUUUGGUUAUGAUUUUACGUCUAGGAAUAGUUUUAAAACGAUGCUUUCCUAUUGUUUCGGAUUAGCGAAUCGUAUUUUUUAUCGAACAAGAGCAGUAAUUGUUGAUUAUACAGAACCGUUAAAAGAAUAGAGUUGACGCAAGCUAUUGCAUUACCUUAAAGUAUCGUCCUUUAGCCACUUGUAGACUUAUUUAUACGACUAGCAUUUUUGUGAGUGUUUUGUCCCUUUGUAGAGAGAGAGAAAGAAAAAUCGUCCUCGCUUCGAACCCCGGUUACGUCGUCUUACUGCAACACACUUCAGCGUUUCUUGUACUAUUUAUAAAUUACGAAGAAAAAACGUCAGGGCAAGCUGUGCGUUUCGUAAAACACUAAUUAGUCGUGAUAUUUAUCUUUGGUGCCUAGUGUUUCAUCAUAACGAAACUAUUUCAUCUAGUACUGAUCAAAGAAAGAUUCCUAUUCAAUCGUACAUAAAGUUUACAUUCGUGUUAUUUGACUUCUCAUGAUGUUUUAUAACCGGUACUUGAUUAAAAGUAUUUGCGACUCCGUUUUUUAGGCGUUGUAAAACUGCACAAAUUACAUAUACCAUUAAUCAAUUAAUCGACAUCGCCGAUUUUUCAACAAGACGACUUGUUCGUCGCGAAUGUGUGAAGUAACUAAAGCACAUAUCAGAUUAAGUAAUAGAAAUUGAGGAUUACUGAUUAAAGAUCAGAAUACGACAAAUCAAUUGAUUCCUGUCAAUGUCCAAUUUGACUUCCAAGCUAAUGUCACAUCCUUUGGUUUGUUUUCAAAUUUUGGAGUGAAUAUUUCAGCUCACUUCAAGUAACGAAACAAAUUUAAUUCCAAUUUUUAUUCUGUUCCGAUCGAGUUUCAAUCUUUAAUCAUCAAUCCCCAAUAUCUUCAAAACCUUUAUCUGAUGUAAGAAGUCAAAGAUCGUUCUAACAUCAUCCGCCUUGCGGCGGAUUACUCGUUGAUGCGCAUAUGUACGAUAACAAAGUCAUUAGAAAAGCUAAAAGUUUUGAAAGUCUUUGAAAAGGAAACGAUAUUUUUUUCAUUGCAGUAAACGUGAAGAGUUCGAUCACGCGAACUCCGUAUACCAAUAAGACGUGCGUGCGUGCGUGCGUGCGUGCGUGUGUGCGUGCAUAUGUGUGUGUGUGGGUAUGUAUUUUAUUAUAACAAUACGAUGAAGGUAAUAAUUAACGACGGCGACGUAAAAAGAUGAUAAUAUUGGUAUCCUAUUCACCGGGAAAGAGGUGGUGCAUUUAUACACUGAAUAGAGACACAAGUCGUAGUGGCAACAACACAACUAUAAUGAUAAUGAUGAUACUAAUAUUGUACUCAGUACUUAAGAAAAAAGGCAAUAUUAAAAACGAAUAGAAGCUCCUGCGUUCUUUUCAAAGAUACUAACAACAGUCCCUGAUCGCGACGAGUGACUGUCGUUCAUCACUGCUUGUCAUUCUCGACUACUGUUAUGAGUAAUUAUUUUUGAUCCCAUAUAUACUCACAAUUCAACGAUGUCGUGACGCUAAUUCACGUAUUAUUGCUGUACUCACUUGUGAUGUUUAGAUGCUUCUCCUUAGCUGUCUCUUAUUUCCUGAUACAACGUCUAUUUUCCCUUUUUUCUCGAGCGACUUUCCGCAGCGCGUGUGCUUCGAAAUACUGUAUGUGUGUGUAUAUGUGUGUGUACGCGCGCGCGCGUAUACGUUGUAUGUCCAACACGGUCGUACGAACGCGAUCACACGGCGAUUAAAAUUUCAGCGAUUUGUUUCAGAAUCAUACUGAAAUCGUUAGAUUUUCUUAACAAAAGAUUCGAAGAAUCAACUUUUCGAUGAAGAACCGAAAACUCACGAGAAUAAAUUCUCGAGUAUUCGUUAAUUCCGUAUCUUUUUUUACAGACCUUUUUCUGAUACAAAUAAUGUGAAAAAGAAACAAGAAAGUAUUUUCGAUCUUAAAUGUUCUCUUUCUUUUUUUAGCAUCUCGAUGUCUUCUCGACAAGUUUCUGCUCGAAUAAUUAAGUUUAAACGACUGUACAAAGUAAAGGGAGACUGUAGGUUCGUAGAAAUCGAUUCGAUGGACCUGAGCCGACCAAUCGAGUAGCGAAUGUGGUGCGAGAUAACGACUUGAAGGCGCGUUUGCCUGAGCGAUAGUCGCUCCUUUAUUAUCUCCUAAAUCUUCGUGGUUUACUUUUGUUACGAUCGUGUUGAGAUGAGGUUGUAUUUCUUGUGCGUUCGGGACGGCCUUUCGCGGAGAGUUCUAAGCGAUCAACUGUCCGCUCGUCUGAUAGUAAAGCUAGUGAUAUCUCUGUGCAAUGUAAAUAAUAUUUUUCACAAUUAUUAAUGGGAAACCCGUGCGAGAAUUGCGGUGCGGGACCGCAAACUGAAAUGUUUAUAGUCCUGAAUAUAAUCUUGUAAUCUUUCUGUAAUAAAUAUCGUUUCGAUUGUA